Messenger RNA from Plasmopara halstedii, 717 nucleotides. RefSeq names its product PDZ domain. The transcript is spliced from 2 exons. Lineage: Eukaryota; Oomycota; Peronosporomycetes; Peronosporales; Peronosporaceae. Bases 1 to 717 code for a protein of 238 amino acids. The record is from RefSeq and is a predicted model, not a curated record. Gene Ontology annotation, molecular function: protein binding.
AUGUACAACCCUCCAAAUUCUCAGCAAACUCCCCAGCAGCAGACCUUGUACAAUCCUCCGAAUUCACAGCAGCCCCCCCAGCAGCAGAUGAAUGUGUACAAUCACAAGGCACCACCGGCAAUGACUUUCAGCACAGCACCUGUCGAAGAGCGCGCUACACACCUUCUGGCAGCUUGUGAGUCCUGUCUUGUUGUCACUCGCGUGCCCGGUGUCGACAUGUCAUUUCGUCGCAUUAUGGAGCGCAAAUGUUCUCGCUGUGGCGGUACAUUGGUGUUGCCUCAAGAAGUUAUGGAGAUGUUGAUCCUUUACGGUAACUUUGUGUCCGAGUCUGUUGCCGUAACGCUCGUUUUAGGCACAAUGGUAUUACAUCCGUCCCUACGAGCAGAUUUCAUGGCUGCUGCAAUGAACGAUCUGCUGAUCCCUUUACAGACCGACUUUGUUUAUGAUGUGGCCGUACCGAAGCGGAAAGAAGGACUGGGCAUGUCGUUACGCAUGAAUCAAGGAAACCUUGUGGUCCGCGGCUUUAUCGAUUUUGAGAAUAACCAGGAAAGUCCAUCUGUGGCUGCUCGAAUUAUUUCUGUGGACGACGUUCUGGUGGCAAUUAACAAGAAAUCAAUAACUUCGUGGACGUUUGAAAAAAGCAUCAGCAUGCUUGCUCAUGCAGCGUCACCUGUAUACUUGACAUUUCGUCGCCGCCAGCCUGUCAUGUUGCUAUGA